AUGUUUUCAUUCUCCACCAGUGCUGCUCAGAGUCAAACAACACUGGAGUCCCUGCAGUGCCACUUCAUCUGGAACCUGGACCAAACUAGGCCCCAAUGUUUACGUCUCAGGGACAAGCUGGAGGACAUGAGUGCUGACGAGGGAAACAGGUGGCUUGGCCACAUCUACAACCUUCAGGGGUUCAUUCAGUAUAAGCUGGGGUUAAAUGAAGAUGCUAAGACUUUGUUCAACAAGGCUGCAGAGGCCUUCCAUGAGCUGAGACAUGCAGAUGGGGGUCCCUGGUUAUUGGUGAACUACGGGAACCUGGCCUGGCUGCACCACCACCUGGGAGAUGAAGCAGAGAGUCAGGCUUACCUGUCAAAGGUUGAUGCCCUGAUGAAAAACCACCCAUCUCCAUCCCAGGGCGAGGUCCAUCCAGAGGUCUUUGCUGAAAAGGCCUGGACCCUGAUGUAUUUUGGUGCAGAUAGAAUGCUGGUUGCAGAUUACUUUGAGAAAGCCAUCAGUUUGCAGCCAGACAUGGUGGAGUGGAACACCAGCCAUAUCAUUAUUUUAGUACAAGCCCAGGAGAACAGCACCACGGGAGUGGAAGCUGACCUCUUGGAGAAAAUGAGACAGGCAAAGGAAGAGGAUCCUGAGGACGUGUACCUUGCUGCCCUCUACCUUGAACAACGUGCCAAGAAAGGAGAAAGAAUUGAAGAUGAAGCACGUGAGUUUGCCAGAGACAAUUUGAGUUCUCUGGGCAGCAGCUACAAGGGUAUGAGAGUAUUAUUAUGGGUUUACAAAUGUCACCUGUCUAUUGAUGACGCCAUUGAUUUGGCAGAAAAGUUUCUGGAAAAACAUCCACACAAGCGCUGCCAGAAGAGGUGUGUUGCAGUUUGCUACAGAUGGAAACUUUUGCGUUUCGGGGAGGGUCCCAAGGAACCAGGCAUGAUUGACAGAGCAAUCAGUCUUCAUGAGGAAGUGGUUUCUCUUUACCCUCACUGUGGACUUAAGGUUAAAAUAGACCUUGCAACUGUCUAUGCAAAGUCAAGUCCUCACAAGGCACAGGCUGGGAGUAUAUAUGAGGAGCUGCUUAACAGUGAUCUGGAACCUGCAGACAAACAGCUCCUUUAUAAUGCCUACGCAAGGUAUUUAUACUUUGAUCUAGGGGAUCUCAAUAAGUCAGUACAAUAUCACAUGAAAGCAGCUGCAAUACCAGAAAAACAACACUUCCGUGAGGCCAGCAUCAGAGUUUUGGAGAAUCUCAGAGUCAAAGGCAAGCAUCCAAUGUGUCAAGACAUAGAGGAGUUUUUUUUCAAAACUUUCUGAAAUCCGUUGAACAGAAAGUUUAGAAAUUAUGGCAAUUUUGGGCAUUUUUAAUUUGGCCUCCCCAGCUGAAAAGAAAACUGGAAAUCUCAUUUCAAGCCAUUCAAAGAAUAUUUGAAAAUAAACUUAAAGUUAAUAUUUUUAAUGCUUUACUAUAAUUCCUACAUUCAGCCGAAAAAAUUUGUUAAUAUACAGCUAAGAUAUCAAAGGCAACACAAUAACAGAGUAAUGUGCCACCAACUAAAUUGCAUUUUCUAUAACUCUCCGUGUAGGAAAUCUCUCAGAGUGUUAGUAGUGAUAUUAGAAAAUACAUACAUGAAUGUAGUGUCAUGUUUAAUUCAGAAAAAGUCUUGACUUUACACAAGAAGUGGAUUUAGUUGUAUGUUUCUCCAUCUACUGUGUGUAGUCUAACCCUAAUACUGAUUACAUUUAUUCCCUCAGUUAACAUUUUCCUGCAGAGUGUAUGGUCUCAAUCUCUAGUAUGUUAAUUUAGUCAAUUAUGGUCCCAUUUAGAUAAGAGGUAUGAUAAAGCAGGGCAUAUUUUAAGGGGGGGGGGGGGCAAACUAUGGUCGAGAAGACGCCUCACCCUGGGAAAUGAUGCAACCAUUUCCAGCCACCAUGUUGUCCAAAUAUGGUCACUUCUGGCUGCAAAACAAAACACUGCAGUGAUGGAAACGCCAAACCUCGAUGCUUCAAAUCAGUAGCCCACACACACCGUGGGUAUGUUCACCUCUUGGAUAUAGCCUAUGAUAAACAGUAACUUCAUGUAAUGCGAACAAGUGAAAUAUACUCAGACUGGAAACGCUGUCGGCUCACUAAUUCAAAUGUCUGAAAGUUUACAGACUUUAUCAAGCCUUUACCAAGUAUACUGAAAACCAGAAUGCAACACCAUUAUUGCAGUUGAAGAAAGGAACUAAAACGAAUACAACGCAGGUUUUACCUUCCUCUAGCAGUCGAGGAAUGGCUUCCUGCUGAGAAACGGCAACACGACGCAGACAGAAGCACAACGAGAUGCUGCAGUAAAAAAAACACAACGUAAUCUGUUGAGAUUGGCUGUCUUUGUGACAACCUCUGAUGAUUCCCCGAGUAAAUAAUCCCUUUGAGGAUAGCAGAAAUAAUAUUAAAUAUAUACCUUUAUCUUUUUAUAUGUAGAUUAUAAUCAUGGGCUUUGUCAUGGUGGUGUAUUUUAAAUACUGUGGGAAAGGUUUGUGUGAAUUGUGAUUCAGAUUUUGACGGAAUGAUCAUUGUUGAACUCUCAUAUAAUCAUUCAUAUGUUCCUAUCAUGUUGAUUUUUCUCUUUAACACUGUAUUUUAAGGGUAAACAGCUCAUAAUGGACUCUUUGAAAGUUCAUAAAUGAUCUGAUUGGUAAAUGUGAUAAUUAUGAUCUGAUUGUUGAAUUCAGAUGCUGUGUUUUAUAUUAAAGUGCAAAUAAAUCAUGUGUGUGCUCUAA
Notolabrus celidotus (New Zealand spotty) is the source of this 2756-nucleotide messenger RNA. Its product is annotated as interferon-induced protein with tetratricopeptide repeats 1B-like. Gene Ontology annotation, biological process: defense response to virus. The record is from RefSeq and is a predicted model, not a curated record. Gene Ontology annotation, cellular component: cytosol. Lineage: Eukaryota; Metazoa; Chordata; Actinopteri; Labriformes; Labridae. The coding region runs from base 1 to 1308 and encodes 435 amino acids. Gene Ontology annotation, molecular function: protein binding. The transcript has a single exon.